AUGUGGCACGUAAUCGGGAUAACAGUCGUUUUCCUCGUCUCACAAUCUGUCGAAGGGUCUCAAGACGUCUAUCUGAGUAACAAUGAAAAACAGAAGAUGAUUAAUCGGUUGGAUGCGAUGAAAAUGGGACUGUCUCUUGUUCCGCACGAUGCAAUUCCGAAAGGACUGAAAGAAUCGUUGAGGCAUUUGCAAAGAAGAUCGAUUCUAAAAAUGGAUUUUCGUGAUGGUCCGAUAAUGCACCGGCUCAGCUCGAGGAGUCCUGAAUUCGCGAGAUGGGCUUUUUGGCCGGAUAUCGAGAGUGAUAAGAUUAUCAGCUCCAUGGAGCAACAUCGAAAUCACGCUUUGGUCCUUCAGGAAGGCAGAAAUCCUUCGUUCAGUCCCUGGGGUGGUAAACGUGACUCGAGUGCGUAUAAACCAGAUCCAAAAAUAAGAAGACCAGCACGAGUGCCGUUCAACAGUUGGGGUGGCAAACGCGAUGGUGAACAUACAGGUGUCAUUAAGAAGCCAUUCAACAGCUGGGGUGGCAAGAGGUCUUUACUGAUCGGGGAUAUCCUACGUGCACCAACUGGUGAUAUUUCGAGAAAUUCCUGGCGUCAUUCAGUGAUUGAUAAUCCAAAAUUAGUCACUCUUGACCCACACGAUUUUCCGAUGAAUGAUUUUGAUGAAAUGGAGAAAAAGGAAUUCAAGCCUGAGGGCAUGUCCAUCAAUAAUAACAUGCCUAGAGUACCUUUUGGACCUUGGGGUGGACGCAAACGUCAGAGUGACGAAUCAAGCGAGAAUUACAUGUCUGUCUCACCCUCAUCUUCUUAUGUUGAUUCUGAAUAA
Molecule: messenger RNA, 825 nt
Organism: Fopius arisanus
Lineage: Eukaryota; Metazoa; Arthropoda; Insecta; Hymenoptera; Braconidae
Exons: 4
Coding region: 1-825 (274 amino acids)
Source: RefSeq, a predicted model, not a curated record